GGGGGGCUCACCAUUUAUCCAAACACCACUCCCCCCUCCCUUGUCUUGCCUCGAAGCCGUGGACGGUGGAGUAGCUUGGAGAGUCUUGAGCGGAGCUCUUGGAGUCGAGACGGAAAAAGGUGAUUGGCAAAUUUCGGGAGCCAAACGGGAUGCCCCGGCGAAUCCCAACGUGUCAAAUCUCUUCUCUCAGUUCCCCACCGACACCGACGACGGGACGAUCGCUCCCGGGGUCUGGAGAGGGCUCUAGACCUUUUCCGGUCUUUGCACACUUUCCUGUUUUGUCAUGGACUCCUCAUGGGCGGUGGAGUCAGCAAUCAUGGAGACUGGGGACUUUGUGAGGAGCUCUAGCCCAAAGAGCAGGGAGCUCCUUGGUGCAAAAUUCUGCCAGAUGAAUAACCCAAGUCCACAUGGGAAAAAGAGGGUCUCACGGGUUAUCAGCGGCGGGAUUACUCUUAGCUUGAAUUUAGGAAGAGGGGGAAAAGAAGAGAUAUGGAGCACUUUAGGAAGCUCUGGAAGCUUUUUCUGCCAGGUCUGCUUGCUAGUGUAGAGAGAAGAGGGAGUCUCAUUAACCAAAUGGAUGAAGUCUCGUUCGAAUUCUCGAAGAAUGCGGAAGGAGAAUGGUGCUGUCAGAGUUUCUCCGCCUUGGAGAAAUUCAUCCAAGUGGUCGAAGAUGCCGGUAUUGCUCCACUUUUGAUCCCCCCAAAGCCCAGCCGUCUGGUUUGGCACUCAAGCACUUUGCGCGUCGAGACCGCGGUACCGCGUAAUCUUCGUCUCGGUGUCGUUUCGGUAAACUCGAGUCGUGGAGACACCUACUUUCUCUACAGCGUAUUCUUUUCCAGAAGAACCUUGGAAGAGGCGGGCAAAGUCGUCCGAAAGGGCAUCCUCAAGCGCAAACGCUGGCAAUCGUCACCCAAAAAGCUUGUGAAUUUCAGGGACGCAACGCGAACACCUGAAUCAGUUAUUCCCUGAACUGCAGCUUCGACGUCAACUAUGACUUCAGUCUUUUGACAUGAUGAACAAUUUUGAUCGUCCAUUUUCCCGUUCCAUCAUCCGGGACCCUUUCACACAACGAUGAAAUUUCUGUUCAAAUUUUUCAACACGCCCCCUCCUUCUCUCCUUCUCUUUGUCAAGAUAUCAAACGACCCUCAAUUUUGUCUCUUUUCCCGGCCGGCAAACGUGGGUUCUUUCCACAAAGUUGCCAAUCUCUGGCAAUAUACGGGAAGUAGUACACUAGAAUCAAGAUUCGAGCAUGUGGGGGUGUAUCCGCAGGAAAACUUCC
Colletotrichum acutatum is the source of this 1279-nucleotide messenger RNA. RefSeq lists its product as uncharacterized. The coding region runs from base 490 to 969 and encodes 159 amino acids. The record is from RefSeq and is a predicted model, not a curated record. Lineage: Eukaryota; Fungi; Ascomycota; Sordariomycetes; Glomerellales; Glomerellaceae. The transcript has 3 exons.